Messenger RNA from Loa loa (African eye worm), 4790 nucleotides. RefSeq lists its product as hypothetical. Gene Ontology annotation, molecular function: calcium ion binding. The transcript has 17 exons. The coding region runs from base 1 to 4770 and encodes 1589 amino acids. NCBI's taxonomy places the organism in Eukaryota, Metazoa, Nematoda, Chromadorea, Rhabditida, Onchocercidae. The record is from RefSeq and is a predicted model, not a curated record.
AUGGAAACUGGUUUAUCAAGAGAUGAAAAUGGUCACUUCAUACAUUCGACUGCUGGCAAAAGUGAUAGACUACUUGCUACCGAUAGUUCUGGUGCCUCGAUUGAUUCAUUUGGAAGACUUGUUCUCCCUGACAAUGAUGGCAUCCCAAUCGGUCCAGGCGGCAAAUUCUUGUCAAAAAAUGAUCAAGACCGGUACAUACAUCCUGCAGUUAGAAUCAACGAUAUUCUAUUACCAACAUAUGCGGACAAUCGGUCACUAUAUCCAAUUAAGGGAUCUAAUGGACAACCUUUACCAACGGAUAGAACUGGAAGAGCCAUCGACAAUUCUGGGAAACUGAUACCAACAGAUGAAACUGGAAAACCGAUUGGACGAAGUGGAUCAUCACUCCCAACCGACAGCAAUGGAUGGUUCCUGCUGGCUGAGGAGGAAAUAGGAAGAGUAUUAUCUGAGAAUAUUAUUAACGAUGAUCGUGUGAUUUAUCCGAGUACUGGUCCAGAUGGAAAUUCUUCCCCAACUGAUAGUUCUGGCACCUAUGUUCGUUAUGGUAAUCAAAGAGUACUUGAUAAUUCCGAAAAACCACUGAAAUCGAGUGGCAAACUGCUGCCAACUGAUUACAGUGGUAAAUACAUAUUUGGAACAACUAACCCGAAUGGUAUGCUGAUCAAUGAAAAUGGAAGAUCAGUUUAUUCAGAUCUAUUCGGAUCAGAAGGAAGAUUGCUUACAACUGACAAAAGUGGCGCGUUGUUUGGUCGUACUGCAGAAGUGAUUCCAACGGAUAAAUACGGAAGGCUAAUUGGUGCCGACGGGUUACCAAUCACGAUAGAUUCCAACGGCAAAUUCUCGUCAGGUCAGACUAAAAAAACUUCAGCUGACAAAUACAAUCAUAUCAACUAUUCAGAAGCCAACGGAAGCUUUUUGCCGACUGAUGAAUCUGGCGUAUUAUCGGACCCAUUGGGAAUACCUCUACCUACUGAUGAUACUGGGAAGCUUUUGAAUCAGGAUGAUGUUUUACCAACGGACAAGUAUGCCAGAUAUCUCUAUCCUAAUGUCAGACAAAAUGGAAGAAUUGUUUCGAGAAAGAAGCUGAAAGGACCAAUUUAUUCCACUAGAGCGACAGUAAUGGCAGGAACAGUGAUUCCAACGGAUGACCAGGGAUUCUAUAUCUAUCCGGCACACCAACCGGAUACAAUGCUGCCAUCAGCGGAUGCACAAAAUUUACCGAUUACGGCAGUGGAUGGUCAAUCACUACUCUCAGACAGCGGUGGAAAGCUCAUAAUAUCUGAUGGCAGGCCGAUACCAAUGAGUAGUUUUAGGCAAACAGUCGACGUCGAUACAAUGGGCAACGUCAGAAAUUUUAUUUAUCCUGCCAUCGGAUCAGAUGAGAAACUACUUCCGACCGAUGAUUUCAGAGAUCGCAACGAUAUGUUUAGCAAAUCCGUUCCGACAAGUGGUAAAGGUUUGUCGAGGAAUAGAGAUGGAGUCGUCCAAGCUGAUGAAUACAUUCAUCCAGCAAUUCCAGAUAGCCAAUCUCCUCCAAGAAUUGACAGUGGGCAUCCAACUGACAGUAAUAAAAACAUUUCGUCUACUAAAACUAACCAUUACAACAUUUUGAAGACUAUUUCGGACACGUUCAUACCAACAACUUCUGGUUCUUUGUCGUUCGUGAUCGUGUUUCCGGAUGGUCGUCCAUUAUAUGUCGAUGAGAAUGGUGCUUACCUCGAUGACAAAGGACAAAGUUUGGUUCAUAUUGAUCAAAAUGGUCGUCCUGUAGCAUCAGCUGAUGGGACACCACUGCAAAAAAUUGAUAGUGGCAAAUAUCUCUAUCCAUAUGAAAAACCAAUAUUUGCCAAUGUUGGCAACGAUGAUCAUCCAUUACGAACAAAUCCCGAUGGUCUUCAAGUACAAUUAAAUGGCAAAAAGGGACCUACUAAUGGCUAUGGCAGGUCAUCUCCAGAAGGUGAACAUAGGAGCUACAUGUGGAGUAUGGAAACGACAGCGGGAUAUCAUGCAUCAACACCUUCCGGCAGAAUCAGCACUUGGACCAGUUCAUCGCCGUAUUGUGUGGUCAGUUCAAAUGUUGACAUCUUACUCAUCUUGGAUUCAUCGAGCAGUGUCAGGGUUGUUGAUUACCGAAUUAUGAAAGAUUUUAUCAAGAAUUUCCUAGUUAAUUACUUCAACCUACAGCGCAAUUAUGUUCGUGUCGGUGUUAUGAAAUAUGGCGAUAAGGUUCAGAUCCCGGUAUCACUAGGUGAUUACAAUACUCAGACCGAGCUCUUGUCAAGGAUUAGUGAGACCAGACGUAUGCGUGGUGAAGCUAAUCUUGGUCAGGCUUUGCUUGACGCUUCUGGAGAAUUCCUUAUUUUCGGAUCCAAGGAUAUUCCUCGCAUCGUAAUUAUAUUUUCAUAUGGGCAACCUAGGGGUGAAUGGAAAGAGAAUGCUCGUCUGCUACGAGAUGAUACAAAAGCUCACAUAUUCUUAGUGGAUGUUGGAAACCAAGGUGACAAGACACAAAAUUUGGCUAUUGUGGGUGAAUCGAAUCCACAUCGGAUUAUUACUAUCGAUGAAUGGCAUGGAGUAAAUUCAGAGAUUCUGAGUCCUUUUAUGGAUGAGUUAUGCAGGCUACUGCCACAAAGACAAGAUAAAACAAGUAGAGAUGGUACUUGGCCGACAAGACAAACCGAAAUGCGAGUUGCAACUCCUGUACGCAUUUGCAAUCGAGUUGAUUUUCAGGCAGAUGUAAUGUUUAUCCUGGAUUCCUCCGACAAUGUAACGUCGGAAGAAUACUCUAAUUUGAAAGAAGGUAUCAGUAUGUUAAUCGAUGAAAUAUUUGAUUUAUCACCAGAUAUUGUUCGUGUUGGCUUCGUCGAAUAUAGUGAUAAGGCGUCAGUUCCUGUACCGCUUGGCUAUUACGACAAUAAAGUGCAACUUUUGGCAGAUAUAUCAAACAGUGAACAACUUGGUGGUACGCCAAUUAUUCUAAGAGGUCUUCGCGCUGCCAAAGAACAGUUUCAGCGACAUGGCCGGGAUAACGUCUCAAGAAUUUUGCUCUUGGUAACAAGUGGCGCUAAUCGCGGCAAUGUAGCUUUCGCAGCAGAUGAUCUUCGUGAACAUCUGAAUGUAAGCAUCUUUGUACUGGUUGUGAACGCAUCUCAAGGGGCGCAAAUAAUGCUGAAUCGUUUGACGAGUGAUGAAUACACUCAACAGCGAGUGAUAUCAAUUUCUAGCGCUAAUAAACUACAAGAAGCAGAACUGCUACAAAUUGGACAAGCACUUUGUGGUGGUAGUGACAUGGGCGCUGCUACUAUUUGGCCAGCACAGGGAGCUCCACAUCGAACUACAAAACGUGAUGCUCCUUACGCUGAAUCAAAACACAAGCAAGAUUUCCGCCUAGUACUCAAUCAUGUUGCUAAUUUUUUGAAAAUGCGGUUUCCACCAGCAAGCAGACUUAUGCAACUGAAUUUGAUAGGCGUUGAUAGUGAUGGUACCAAUUUGAAGGCAGUGAAUUUUGGCGUUGAUAUGGUUGAUGAAAUUUUUGCCAAAUUAAUGCAAAAAAAAGGUGAUAAAAUAUCUCCCAAACUUGGCCGGGGAAUUGAUGAAGUGGUGUUGUUAGCUAAAGAGCACGUUGUGAAAGGAGUCAUUCAGAUAAUUCUGAUCAUUAGUGCAGAUGGGACAAGCAGUGAUGAUGCAAUACAAUCAGCAGAGUAUGCAAGAGAUCAGUAUGGCAUUGUUGCAAUCUCGAUAAAGGCUCCAUCUAGCGAACUUUUGAAGGAAUUAUCAUUGGGAAGUUCUGCCAAGGUGAUUCACUUCCCAGACUGGUCGAUUGGAAAUGAAUUAUUUCAAAGCUGGAUUGCUCAUGCUUUUUGCAGUUAUCCUUCUACAUCAAUAACAAGGAAGGCUAAAUUAACGCACAUGACUCGACCACCAAUUCGAAAGACUUCAACAAUAUCAGUGAAUGACGCGACCAACGUUGAAGUAACACCUUUGAGUCCAAAUUCACUGCUCGUCUCAUGGACUUGUUGUACGAAUAACAAAGCAGACUACAUCAUUUUGUACACUCCGGAUCUAUCAUUGUCGAAAGAAUACUGGCAAAAAUUGAAUGCAACCUGCCGUGACAGUUUUGGAAAAAAAUUGAUGGCCUGCCGUCCGAUAAUACGUAUACUGUUUGUGUUGAGACAUUUCAACGAUACUACCGCGCCACUGCAUCAAAAACCGUCGGAUAACCAAUCGAUAGCACUAUGUCAAUGUAUAUGUGCAAAUAAUGGCGAAGCUUUGGUAAAGCCGACAUGCGAAACGCUGAUGGAUCCGCUGCGUCCAGUGGCUACUCUUCCACCGGCUAUAAAUGGUGAAUGUCCAUGUAGUAUGCCUUCGAAAGGUGGACGAUGUCCGAUGGGAUACUUCUUCAAUCGUGGACAAUGCUACGACGUAAAUGAAUGUCAACAACAAAACGGCGGCUGUUCACAUGGCUGCGUGAAUAUUCCCGGAGACUUUUACUGUGCAUGUCCACAUGGCAUGAUGCGUGACCCAACGAAUCCAAAAAUAUGUAUCAAUGUUGCGGGCAGUUUCGAUCGAAUCGCAACGCUGUUGAGUCAUUACCUUCACGCAAACCUAUAUAAUGCAAGUGCUACCAGCGGUGAAAAAAGUGAUACGCAAAUUAAUGGCAAAAUAAUUAGAUAUAAAGCAACAGUGAAAUCAGAAGAUGAUAAUGCGAUAUCAUUUGAAUGGUCAUUGGUGCCAGGAGUUGUACGGAGGGCAUUCAAAUGGCUAUUUUGAAAAUUGCCGAGGAAAAUCAC